Messenger RNA from Malaya genurostris, 587 nucleotides. It is a transcript of the gene RpS12, whose product is annotated as small ribosomal subunit protein eS12. NCBI's taxonomy places the organism in Eukaryota, Metazoa, Arthropoda, Insecta, Diptera, Culicidae. The transcript has 4 exons. Gene Ontology annotation, cellular component: ribosome; cytosolic small ribosomal subunit. The record is from RefSeq and is a predicted model, not a curated record. Gene Ontology annotation, molecular function: structural constituent of ribosome. Bases 113 to 535 code for a protein of 140 amino acids. Gene Ontology annotation, biological process: translation.
GCAAUUUCGUCAACUUCCGGUUUACUACUGUCAUCAUUUCUUUCGGUCUUUUCCUGUCAUCUAACAACUGUGAUUGAAACACAUUUCGUUGUGUAUCUAAAGAAAUAUCAUAAUGUCGGAUGUUGAAAUUGAAACGCCGGUAGUUCCAAUCGAUGGAACGAUGGAUGUGAACACUGCGCUUCAGGAAGUCCUGAAGAAGUCAUUGAUCGCUGACGGAUUAGUGCACGGUAUUCACGAGGCAUGUAAAGCACUGGACAAACGUCAGGCUGUGCUCUGCAUCUUAGCAGAAAGCUGCGAUGAACCACAAUAUAAGAAGUUGAUAACAGCUCUUUGCAAUGAACAUCAAAUUCCUCUUAUUCGAGUGGAUUCUAACAAGAAGCUCGGUGAAUGGUCUGGUUUGUGCAAAAUUGACAAGGAAGGAAAACCGAGAAAAAUCUCCGGUGCUUCGUGCGUGGUGUUAAAGGCAUACGGAGAAGAAACUCCUGCUCAUGAUGUUAUCAAGGAGCAUAUGAAACAGUUGCGACAGUCAAGUUAAUUUAGAAAGUAUUUUCAUGGUUAAUAAAUAAUUACGCGUCGCUAAAAUCAAA